Molecule: messenger RNA, 828 nt
Organism: Emiliania huxleyi CCMP1516
Lineage: Eukaryota; Haptophyta; Isochrysidales; Noelaerhabdaceae
Exons: 4
Coding region: 1-426 (141 amino acids)
Biological process (GO): mitochondrial respiratory chain complex I assembly
Source: RefSeq, a predicted model, not a curated record
AUGGUCGAGGGCGACCACUACUCGGGCCAGCCACGAAGGAGGGCGCCGAGCGAGGCCGAGCCGGAGCUCGUCCGCGACACCGUCACCACUGCCGCCGCCGGCGCGUGCCUGGGCGCGGUCGUCGGAGCUGCCGAGUCGGCGUGGAAGCUGAACCGCGGGCCGGCGCCGCUGACCGACGCCGCCCGGCUGAUGGGCUCGCACGCUGCCCUGCUUGGCACAAUCGGUGCCGUCUUUGCCGCGACCGAGGCGGGAGCACACAUGGUCAACGGCCCGUCCGACGCCAACGUGGUCGCCGCCGGCUGCGUCGCCGGCACGCUGCCCGGCUUGCGCGCGAGCAACCUCGGGGCGGCCUUUGCUGGCUGCCUCCUCUUUGGAGGAGCCCAAGCGCUGGGUGUCUUCAAGUCUUAUGAGACGGCCGAGCACUGACGCUCCACAUCGCCCGCGCCGAUGCGCUCAGCCCGAUGCGGUGCUGCGAUGCUGCGUUUCUCGCGCCGACACCGGGCCUUGCGGGGCUCCCUCGCGCCGCCGCUGCAGACCACCAUGUGUUUGUCGUUUGUUUAGCCCACACAGGUCACAGCGUACCCCGUACCGCCGGGCUCUUUUUCUCCCCUUCUUGUAUAUGCACAUCGAACGCUAUGCGGCGCGAAGAUCGGCGCGGCGGUGCGGAGCGCGUGGAGGUGUAGGUCUCUGCUCGCGCGUCACCUCGAGUCCCUUCCCACUGCUUGAUCCAACCCUUGGCCCUCUGAUGUCCAGUGCAGCGCAUGUACUCUUGGUGUGUGUGCUGUGGGCCCUCCUUGUCUCUGCAAUAGACCGUGUGAGGUAACACCU